Messenger RNA from Anopheles merus, 1555 nucleotides. Its product is annotated as N-alpha-acetyltransferase 40-like. Gene Ontology annotation, cellular component: nucleus. Gene Ontology annotation, molecular function: histone H2A acetyltransferase activity; histone H4 acetyltransferase activity; protein N-terminal-serine acetyltransferase activity. The transcript has 2 exons. Lineage: Eukaryota; Metazoa; Arthropoda; Insecta; Diptera; Culicidae. The coding region runs from base 248 to 895 and encodes 215 amino acids. The record is from RefSeq and is a predicted model, not a curated record.
UUCAAAUUUGACGUACCGUUCCGCGCGCAGUUUCAUAUUUGUUUCUUUCCUCCUGAAAUGCUGCAACUAGAACAUUUUGCGCACAUUUCUUGAUUUUGAAUCAUAUUACAGCCGCGAAGGAGAUACGUUGUUUGGAGUAAAACGAGUUCAUAAUAGCGGGGAAAUUCGUGGGAACUUUCACAAGGAAGGAGUUCCAUUGAUCAUAGUACAAUUCUUAUUCGCUAUUGCAUCAAUACGACCAACCGAAAUGACUAAUUCAAUUACACUAAAGAACUAUUACAAGGUGUUGAAACGAUACACUACAUUGGCCAUCAAGCACCGAAACCCAACGAUUGUCAUUCCGGAUUGCCUUGUGUAUCGGUUCAAGCAAAACGGUACCUGGAAGCAGCUAGCACUAAUCUGUCUACGCCGAGAGGACCUGCUUAACGUGUUCAUGGAAUGGGCGUACGAUCUGGCCGAACGGAAUCUGAAACAGAAGUACCUAGCGUAUGGAUUCCGCUGGCAGAAGCGCACGACUUACGUGAAUCUGUUCAUGUACUGGGCGCGCUACCUGAUUGCUUACGAUCCGACCAACUACAUACCGUUCGGCUACGUAAUGUUUCGAUUCGAUUUCGUGCUGGGCCAUACCAUCGUCAACAUUUACGACCUACAUGUGGAGGAGCAGUACCAGCGCAAAGGCAUUGGUACCCAUCUGAUGAUCACGCUGGAAGUGCUUGCUCGCCGUUUCGGAGUGCAGCUGCUGAUGGUGGCGGUGGCUAAGAAGGAUGUUGAUUUGAAGAGAUUUCUUAUUCGAUUGGGUUACCGGGCGGAUAGCAAGGAAAGCGCCAAAUAUCCCGAAUGUGAGGUGCUCAUAGCGCCCACGAAGUGUUACAAGAUCAUGAACCAAGGAAGUUAAACUAACAGGCAUAAUUUACUCAUUUUUAGUGUUCAGAAGUGCUGAGAGCGUGCUAGGAGAUAAGUAAUGUAAAGCAGCAAAUUUUUGGAUCAACCUUAGGAUGAUGAUCCUGCUAUAAGCAUUUGGAGUUCCUGAGUUUUUUGUGAAGUGAAGAUUUAGCAAAUAAAAUUUGCUGUCUCGAUACACGCGUUAAACGAACAAGAAUUGAAAGACAACAGCAACAACGUGAAUACCUUCAUUGGAGUGGAAUUCAGUAAGACCAAACGAUCUGGAACAUCAACAUCCGAUACGGGAGAUUUGUUACGAUUUCUCUGUUCAUGUACGCCGAGAGGACCUGCUUAACGUGUUCAUGGAAUGGGCGUACCGUUGUUACGAAAGAAUGCAUUUUGUCUUAUUCCUUCGCGUGAUCGGCAUGUUGAAAAAGGAGGGUUUAGGUAUUAGAUGUACUGUGCCAGAGCGCACAAUUGAAUUCGUCUGGAAAGAUGUAAAACAAAAAUUCACUCGAGUAUCUCCCGGAUCUCACAAAUGCUCAGCCAACUCUACCGUAGGCUUGUUUUUAGAUCAAUGAUGAUCAAUAUGAUCACAAAGAUGAUCAAUAAUGAAAAAAAUGCUUGUGAAUUAUCAAAUCCUUAUUAAAGAGUGAAAUAAGUUAAUUGAACA